UCCCCGGAGGCCCGGAGUCGUCUCCGCCGGCUCGGCACGAGAACCCCCACCCCCACCCACCACUGGCACGUCCUCCUGACCUCCUCCUCCUUCCUUCCUUCUCGAAGGGAGCCAAAUCAAUCCACCUUUUCGCCCCUUUUUCUUCCUUCCAAUCUAAGCAAGAAGAACGAGGCCGAGGACAGGGGAGUCCCAAGAUAGCCGCAAGCAGCCCUCCACCUCAAUCGCCUCUUCUGGUACUCACUUCUUGCUGCCGGACGGACAGCUCGCGAGCGAGGUUUCUUGGCUUCCGAACCAGCGGCUUCUCUUGGUGUGGGGGAUGGACAGCAGCAACGCGGCCGGCACGAGCAACGGCGGAUCCGGGGAUGGGGACCCGGCCGCGGCGGCAAGGAGGAACACCAAGAUGCCCAAGUAUUCCAAGUUCACGCAGCAGGAGCUGCCGGCUUGUAAGCCGAUCCUUACUCCAAAAUGGGUUGUCUCCGUGUUUUUCCUUGUCGGCGUCAUCUUUGUCCCAGUUGGUGUCGUUUCGCUGCUAGCUGCACGAGAUGUUGUUGAGAUCAUUGACCGGUACGAUGAUGCAUGUGUGCCAGUUAACAUGACCGACAACAAGCUUGGGUACAUCCAGAACGAGACCAUAUCCAAAGAGUGUACAAGGACUCUAACGGUCACAAAGGAUAUGAAACAGCCAAUUUUUGUAUAUUACCAACUCGACAACUUCUACCAGAAUCAUAGGAGGUAUGUGAAGAGCCGAAAUGAUGCACAACUAAGAGAUUAUAAGAAGGCAAAUCAGACAACCUCUUGUGAACCCGAGAGAACCACCGCAGAUGGAAAACCAAUUGUUCCUUGUGGUCUGAUUGCUUGGAGUUUGUUCAAUGAUACAUAUAUCUUUAAUCGUGGUAAUGAGAACUUGACAGUGGACAAGAAGGACAUCUCAUGGAAGAGUGAUAGGGAGCACAAAUUUGCUAAAAAUGUCUAUCCAAGCAACUUCCAGAAUGGUGGGCUCAUAGGUGGAGCAAAACUUGACUCAAGUAUCCCGUUGAGCGAUCAAGAGGACCUUAUCGUUUGGAUGAGGACUGCGGCUCUUCCAACAUUCAGAAAGUUGUAUGGGAGGAUAUAUGUUGAUCUCAAGGAGAAUGAUACCAUAACAGUGAAACUGGAUAACAAUUACAAUACAUAUAGCUUCGGUGGCAAGAAAAAGUUGGUCCUUUCCACAGCAACCUGGCUUGGAGGAAAGAAUGAUUUCCUUGGGUUUGCAUACCUUAUAGUUGGCGGCCUCUGUAUUUUCUUGGCAUUUGCGUUCACCUUGCUAUACGUCAUAAAGCCAAGGAAAUUGGGAGACCACAACUACCUGUCCUGGAACCGGCACCCUGCGGGCCGCUAAGAUGUUUUGGAACUCGAUGCCGCAUAUUAUGCCCCAACUGCUUGUAGUAUAUCAUGUUCUAAAUGAGAUUGCCAGUAGGACUAGACCUCCAUGUACAUGUUAGCGAAUGAAUCUGUUUUUCUUUUUUUGUCUUUUUGAUCUGCAUAUAGCAGUGAUGCAUGAAUACUAUGGAUUGUGCUGUUGUUGUUUUUUCUUUUGCGAAGGUUGUCAAACUGCUUAUUUUGUGACAUGGAUGUAUUACCAGCUUAACACCCCAAUGGGUCCCUUGGGAAAUAUUUCAGACUCUAUCGGAGUCCAGCUCCCUCUAUUCCUAAA
Molecule: messenger RNA, 1693 nt
Organism: Brachypodium distachyon (stiff brome)
Lineage: Eukaryota; Viridiplantae; Streptophyta; Magnoliopsida; Poales; Poaceae
Product: ALA-interacting subunit 1
Exons: 8
Coding region: 317-1378 (353 amino acids)
Cellular component (GO): plasma membrane; endoplasmic reticulum; Golgi apparatus
Source: RefSeq, a predicted model, not a curated record